Caenorhabditis angaria is the source of this 6284-nucleotide messenger RNA. The record is from the annotation of a GenBank genome assembly. Lineage: Eukaryota; Metazoa; Nematoda; Chromadorea; Rhabditida; Rhabditidae.
AUGAAGCUCAAAAAAAGCAUCAAAAAAGCUGGAAUUGUCAAAAAACAAGUGAAAAAAGUAGCUGAAACUGUUCCAGAAGAAGUUCCAGAUGAAAUAGCUGAAAAAAUCGAGGGAGAAGUUCGAGAUUCUGAAGUUGAAAGUGAUGAUGAUGAAGUUGUUGGAAAUCAGAAGGGUGGAAUGAAAAAACAUAAAUUGGAUUUGGAAAAGUGAGUUUUGGGUGAAAAAAUGGUGGAAUUUGAAGAAAAUUGGGUUGGGUAGGAGAAAAAUAGUGUGAUUUUUGACUAGCUUCAGUUUAUUUGGUAGAAAAUAUCACCGGAAAACUCCUACAGUCGAAUUUUAAAAGGGUGUCAAAAAUCACACCAUAGUUUCCCUACCCUAACCCAAAUUCUAACGAAAUCACACCAUCCAAUACCUACCCGACCUCAAUUUUUUGGCCGUCAAAAAUCCUGACAUAUUUUCCCUUCUUCCAGACUCGCUCAAACUGAUCCGGAAUUUUUCAAGUUUUUGCAACAAGAAGAUGCGGAUUUGUUGAAUUUGCAAGAAGAAGAAGACGAUGAUGGAAUUGAUGAAGAAGAUCUGGAAGAUGAAGAAUUGGAAUUAGAUGAAGAAAAUGAGGAAGAUGAUGAGGAUAGUGAUGAAAAUGAUGAAAUUGAGGGAAAGGAGAAGAAAAAAGGUGGGAAAAUUGGGGGUUUUUGUGAAAAAAUCGUGAAAAAUGAUGGAUUUUGACUAAAAAGAGCAAAUGCGCCCUAUUGAACUCUCCCCGUUUUGAAGAAAAAUUCAAAUUUUCAAUUUUUUUUUCUAUCAGAUGAAUUUUGAGCAAUUUUUGCUGAAAAUCUUAAUUUUCAUGGAUUUCAAGGGAAAAUUGACUAAAUGUAGCAAAUGCGCCCUAUUGAACUCUCCACGUUUCGAAGAAAAAUUCAAAUUUUUAUUUUUUUUUUGUUCUGAAGAAUUUUGAGCCAAAAAACGUGAAUUUUAUGGAAAAGUGACCUGAAAUCAAAAUUUGAUGAAUUUUGAGCUAAAAAUUAACUAAAAUUAGCAAAUGCGCUCUAUUGAACUAUUCCCGUUUUUAGAGAAAAUUCAAAUUUUCAUUUUUUUUUGUUCUGACGAGUUUUAAGCCAAACUUUUCCACUUGGAACCUAAAAUUUGGAAAAUUUAACGAAUUUUGAGCUAAAAAUUAACUAAAAUUAGCAAAUUCGCCCCAUUGAACACUCCCCGUUUUCGCGAAAAAUUCAAAUUUUCAUUUUUUUCUUCAGAUGAAUUUUGAGCAAUUUUUGCUGAAAAUCUUAAUUUUCAUGGAUUUCAAGGGAAAAUUGACUAAAUGUAGCAAAUGCGCCCUAUUGAACUCUCCACGUUUUCAAGGAAAAUUCAAAUUUUCUUUUUUUUUUCGAAAAUUUGAGCAAUUUUUGCUGGAAAUCUUGUGUUUUGAGCUGAAAAUUCGAAUUAUUGAUUAAAAAUGACCUAAAAUUAUGAAAAUUCAUGGAUUUUGAGCCAAAAAUAGCAAAUUCGCUCCAUUGAACUAUCCCCCUUUUGAAGAAAAAUUCAAAUUUUUUUUUUUUUCUCUAUCAGAUGAUUUUUGACCCGGAAAUAAUUUUUGGGUCAAAAUUCACCAGAAAUUCACAUAUUUGACCUGAAAUUCAAAAUUUUUUGCAGUCCGAAAACCAAAAGCAAAAACCGAUCAUUCAACUGGACGACUUAUUGUCGAUUCGACGGUUUAUUCAUAUUUACAACAAGUUUUGGCGUUGGAAGAUGAGGUGGGUGGUUUUUCCGCGUAACUUCCGCGUAGCUUCCGCGCAGCCGACACGCGGAAACUAUAUUUUUCCGCUUCCAGAAUACUCCAAUCGAUGCAUCUGACGCGAAAAUGGCAAUCGAUGUAUUUGUUGCUUGUGUCGCCCGAGUUGGUGCAAAUAUCGAAGCACCAAAAUAUAUUAUAAAUGAGCAAAGUAUAUUCGAAGCUGUAAUUCGUCUUUGUUUUCAAGCAAUGCCACAUGUUUUACACCGUCUUUUAAAUGCCAAAAAAGAUGAGAUGACUGGAAAAAUUGCAUUUUCGAAAACGGCCAUCAAGAAGUAUCAAAAUUGUGUUCGCACUUAUUUACAUGCUAUGAUUGUGGUAAGAUUUUUGGGAUUUUUUGGAUCAAUUUUGACCUAAAAAUCGUGAAAAAUGAGCCAUUUUGAGCUGAAAUUGACGAAAAAUAGCAAAUGCGCUCCAUUGAAAUCUCCCUGUUUUUCUGGAAAAUUCAAAUUUUCAUUUUUUAUUUCUUGAAUUUUUACCCAAAAAACAUUUUUUCAUCAAAAUCCAAUCGAUUUUGAUAUAAAAAUCAUUUUUUCCAAUUAAAAAUGAUAGAUUUUGAGCCAAAAUUGACGAAAAAUAGCAAAUGCGCCCCAUUGAACUAUCCCCGUUUUCACGAAAAAUUCAAAUUUCUAGAUUUCCCUAAUUUUUUUUGCAGUUUUUGAACGAAGUGCAAACAGUUGAUGUGAUCAGUUCGAGUUUGAAAGCAAUUACAAGAUUAGUCGAUGUUUAUGCACAUUUUGCAAGAAUGACCAAAUUAUUGAUCAAGGUGAGCUUUUUCUAAUUGAAAAUCUGAAAAUUUGGCUGAAAAUGAUGAAUUUUGACACAAAACCCAUGAAAAAUGAUGGAUUUUGGCCCAGAAUCGACUGAAAUUAGCAAAUGCGCUCCAUUGAACUCUCACCGUUUUCAAGGAAAAUUCAAAUUUUCUUUUUUUUUCCUUGGUGGAUUUUGAGCCGAAGUUCAACAGAUUCAGUCAGAAAAUAGAAAAAUGAUGAAUUCUCAUCUGAAUUUGACCAAAAAUGGAGUGAAAAUAGCAAAUGCGCUCCAUUGAACUUUCCCUGUUUUUAAGGAAAAUUCAAAUUUUCAUUUUUUUUUUCUCUAAAUGACAUUAGACCUGAAAUUCUUCAAAAAUCCCAAAUUUUCAGUCAAUAACUCGAGUUUGGAGCCGAAAAACCCUGGAAUGUCGUCUUUCUGCAUUUGUUUGCAUGAAUCUGCUCGUCAAAAAUUAUCCGCAACAUUUUGUUUUGCUCUACAAAACAGCCUAUGUCUCAUUUGUUGCCAACUCGAAAAUUGUCACCAAUGAAACUUGGCCACUUUUGCAAUUUAUGCAUAGGUAAGAUUUUUUGGGUCUUGGCACGAUUUUUGGGGUACUGUAGAUGGAAAAUUUGGAUUUUUUGAGAAAUUUGGGUCCUGGAACGAUUUUCUAGAGCUACAGUACCCGAAAUUUGGUCCUAGAACGAUUUUUCGAAUGAUGUUCCUUUAAAAUUGGAUUUUUCGUUGAAAUCCGGUCUUGAGACGAUUUUUCGGGUACUGUAGGUGGAAAAUUUGGAUUUUUUGAGAAAUUUGGGUCUUGGGACGAUUUUCUGAAGCUACAGUACCCCAAAAAUCAAUUUUUGGGUCUUGAAACGAUUUUCAGCACCACAGUAACCACCUGAAAUUAAUUUCAGAUCAAAAUUCACCAAAAAUCCCAGUUUUUAACCUACAGUACCCAGUUUAUCUCAAAAUUUCAAUAUUUUCAGAACUUUUGCCGAAUUAACCCUAUUAUACCCGGAUGAAGCCUAUAAAUAUGCAUUUGUUUAUAUUCGACAAACUGCUGUACACUUGAGAAAUGCGAUGAUUGCGAAAGGAAGAAAAGUGAGCAUUUUGAGCCAAAAAUUGAUAAAUUUGAUGAAUUUUGAGCUAAAAAUCAAGAAAAAUGGACAUUUUUGACCCAAAAUAGGCAAAUGCGCUCUAUUGAACUCUCCCCGUUUUAAAGAAAAAUUCAAAUUUUCAUUUUUUUUCAGGACUUGAUUUUCUCGAUUUACAAUUGGCAAAUGAUGCAAUGUAUGUAUAUUUGGGUUCGAGUUAUCGCAAGAUCACAUUCUGUAAAUGGAGCCGAAUCGAUUGCUGAAUUGGUUUAUCCGCUUAUUCAAGUCAUUCUUGGUAUUUUCAGGUGAGAAAUUAGGGCUGAAAAUGGAAAAUUCGCGAAAUUUUGAGCCAGAAAUCAUGAAAAAUGAUGGAUUUUGACCUAUGAUUGAUGAAAAAUAGCAAAUGCGCCCUAUUGAACUAUCCCCGUUUUCAAGGAAAAUUCAAAUUUUUAUUUUUUUUUCAAAAUGAAUUUUGGGAGUUUUUGAGCUGAAAAAUUCAAAUUAUUGAUUGAAAUGGACCUAAAAUCAUGAAAAUUGAUGGAUUUUGAGCCAAAAUUAGCAAAUGCGCUCCAUGGAACUAUCCCCGUUUUUCGGAAAAAUUCAAAUUUUCAUUUUUUUUUCUAGACUUUGCAAUGCUCCAACAUUUUUGCCACUCCGCCUUCAUUGUUGUCAACUUUUGAUUCAAUUACAAGCGAGUUGCACUAACUAUGUUCCAAUUUUGCAAUUUUCGUGUGAUGUGAGUUGAUUUUUUGGGUUUUUCAUGGGAUUUGGAGCAUUUUGAGCCAAAAUUUGACCAGAAAUUAUGAAAUUUGAAUAAUUGAAACCUAAAAUUGUUGAAAUUCAUCAUUUUGAGCUGAAAUUUGACGUAAAAACCACCUUCUCUAACCAAAAUUCAUCAUUUUUGGCCUAAAAUUUUUGCAGACCCUCGAAGAACUUGUUCGCGAACUAAAAACCAAACCAAAACCCUCAAAAGGAGCUGUCAAAAUCCCGGAUAUCGAAUGCACUUUGAAAAUCUCAUCACAAUUCACUGAUCUACCACAAUGGAGAAAAACCGCGUGCGAAUCGGUAUUUCGUGUUAUGAUUCAAGCGGCACAUUUAUUGUCCAGCAAUGCCGCUUUUUCCGAUGUCAUUUUGCCGAUUAAUCAUAGGGUAAGAGCUGAAAUUUUGCAAUUUUCACCUAAAAUUCGGAAAAUUUGAUGAAUUUUGAGCUAGAAACCAUGAAAAAUGAGCCAUUUUGAGCCAAAAAUAGCAAAUGCGCUCCAUUGAACUAUCCCCGUUUCGAAGAAAAAUUCAAAUUUUUAGUUUUUUUUUCUCUGAAGAAUUUUGAGCCAAAAACAUAAUUUUACUCGAAUUUUAAUCUAAAAUUGCAUUUUUCCACCUGAAUUUGGAAAAUUUGAUGAAUUUUGAGCUAAAAAUCGUGAAAAAUGAGCCAUUUUGAGCCAAAAAUAGCAAAUGCGCUCCAUUGAACUCUCCCCGUUUUCAAGGAAAAUUCAAAUUUUUGGUUUUUUUGUUCUGAAGAAUUUUGAGCCAAAAAACGUGAAUUUUCAAGGAAAAGUACCCUGAAAUCAAAAUUUAAUGAAUUUUGAGCUAAAAAUUAACUAAAAUUAGCAAAUGCGCUCCAUUGAACUCUCCCCGUUUCGAAGAAAAAUUCAAAUUUUUUUUUUGUUCUGACGAGUUUUAAGCCAAACUUUUCCACUUGGAACCUAAAAUUUGGAAAAUUCAAUGAAUUUUGAGCUAAAAUUGAUCAAAAUAGCAAAUGCGCCCCAUUGAACAAUCCCCGUUUUCUCGAAAAAUUCAAAUUUUUUUUUUUCUUUGCAGAUCUCGUCCAUCCUGGAAAAUGUGAAAAACAGCGACUACACUCAUUUGUUCCGUGGUCUUCAAACGAAAUUAAAGGAACAUUCGAAAUUUGUUUUGGAUGUUUUGGCGCGAAAAGAUGUUCGAUUGAAUGAUGAAAUGCAAAUUGUGAGUUUUUGGGCUGAAAAUUGAGAUCUGAAAAUCAUCAGAGAAAAAAAAUGAAUUUUUGAAUUUUCCCUAAAAAUGGGGAGAGUUCGAUAGAGCGCAUUUGCUAUUUUUGGAUCAAAAUCGAUGAUUUUUCAUGAUUUCUAGCUGAAAAUUGAUUAUUUUCAGCCAAAUUUUCAGAAUUUUCAGUCAAAAAUCAAUAAUUAUCCCCAAUUUUCAGCGUGCGGUUCGAUUUGAGCUCAAUAAUCCCGAUUCCCCGCUCAAAACCUAUUAUAGACAAUGGGAAAAAAGUAUGGAAAGCCAAGGAAAAGACGAUUGGACAACAAAUUGUGAGUUUUGGCGCGAAAAAUGCGCAUUUUUUGAACCUACAUUUGGCGGGAAAUUUUGAAAAUUUGAAUUUUUUCAGAAAAAAUCGAUUUUGGAGAAGAAGAGCGGUGAAAAAGAAGCGAAAUCUGGAAAUAAUAAGAAGAGAAAAGCGGUGAGUUGAAUUUCUUGAAUUUUGUCUGAAAUUUUCUGAAAAUUCCCCCAAUUUCAGGCUGAAAGUGACGAAGAUGACGAAAUUGAAGAAGAAAAACCGGCAGUUCCAAAACAAUCGAGAAAAAAGAGCAAAAAUUGGAGCAGCUGCCAAAAAAGCCGAUUCAACAAUUCCAGACAAAUUUGGAGAUUUGGAUAAUUGGAGUGAUGAGGAUUAG